AUGGGUCUUGUGUGACGUGUGCUGUUUUCAGUUCUUCAUUCUCAUAAUGACGACUAACCUGUUUGCAGUUGUGCUGUGGUGCGCCGCAGCGCUUUCCGGUCUGCUUGCGGCGCCAUCUUGGCCGGCAGUCACCUGUGACGAGGAAAACGUGACGUCGGCUGCGACUUUUGGUGUCCGACACAUCGAUGGAAAGCACGAGCAUGGAUUCCGGUUCAAGCUUCAGGAGGUCCAGAGCAGCAAAUAUCAACACGUAUCAGGAGGUUGCCACAUAGAUGUGAAUGUGAAGCUCGUGCAAACCAAAUGUCACUUCACCAACCCCAAACCUGAUGACCAAUGCGAGCUGUGGCGACGGGAUGAAUGGGGUGCAGUUGCCACCUGCAGCAUUGAAUUCUGGGUGAUGUGGGGUGUGGCCAAAGUCACCAGACAUGAAUGCACAACCAGACCAGAACUUACCAAUGAGGAGUUGGAGAUGGUUUGUCCGUUUUGCCCCAAGUUGUUGCCUCUCGAUGACCCGACAGCAGUGAAGGCUGUGCACGACUCUGUGGUCAAGUUCAACCGGGAGAGUCAACACCAGAACUACUUCACCCUGAUGGAAGUGGCUCAUGUGACAAUGGGGUCUGUUCCAUCCAUCGGCACGGUUACCUUGCUGAAGUUUGCCCUGGUUGAGACCACGUGUCCCAGAGGCGCCAGGAAUACUUUUGUGCCCUGCACCCCUCGCUGUCCGGACAGAGCUAAUCACGCCUUUUGUCAAACCACUUACUACAACUUGCACAGACAAGUGGGAAAACUUGAGUGUGAAUUCUAUCCCCCAAAAAAUCCAGGCCCCUACCCGACUGAUGUGCCAGAACCUGUAUGCAGGCCGUUGUUCCACCAAAGUCCAGAAGCUUGUGUGUGCAAAGCACAGCUGAACAACCCAGAUCAUGCGAUCCACCACAUUUGUCCGUUCCCGCUUCAGUGAUAUUUAUUGAACUAUUUUAAUUAAAACAAGAGUACCUUGCUUACAGUAGUGCAGAAGGUGACGGUAGGGCACCAUUAAGAUGGACUAUCAACUGCCAACUUUAUCCUAUUCAGGGUUGUCAACUCUUUCACGACAGAACCCCUUCCAGUUGGACUGUGGAGGUUUGAUGCUUUUCUGAGGAGUUGGUUUUGAUGUAGAGAUUAUACAGCAAAUGUGGACAGAUUAUUUAUUUUUUUAUCCCAAGCGACUGGCAGCAGUGGGGGGGGGGGGCAUGCACAGAUCACUGUAAAUGGUAACUGGGAAGUGUUGUGUUCUGAGAGCUAGCAAAGCUAGUUGAUGCUCCGUGUUAUUACUAUACCGACCAUUGAGGAAACUAAAUAAAAAUAACAAUGUUCAAAUGUUUGAGCCAGAACACACAAGCGCAAUUUGACGUGUUGGGAGGGAUGUGGUGCUGACGAUGAACAACAGUCCCAUGAAAUGAACUGUGGAGAUUUGA
Syngnathoides biaculeatus (alligator pipefish) is the source of this 1454-nucleotide messenger RNA. Its product is annotated as alpha-2-HS-glycoprotein-like. Bases 47 to 958 code for a protein of 303 amino acids. Gene Ontology annotation, biological process: negative regulation of endopeptidase activity. Gene Ontology annotation, cellular component: blood microparticle; extracellular matrix; extracellular region. NCBI's taxonomy places the organism in Eukaryota, Metazoa, Chordata, Actinopteri, Syngnathiformes, Syngnathidae. The transcript has 7 exons. Gene Ontology annotation, molecular function: cysteine-type endopeptidase inhibitor activity. The record is from RefSeq and is a predicted model, not a curated record.